Zophobas morio is the source of this 2148-nucleotide messenger RNA. RefSeq names its product peptidylprolyl isomerase domain and WD repeat-containing protein 1. Gene Ontology annotation, biological process: protein peptidyl-prolyl isomerization. The transcript is spliced from 4 exons. The record is from RefSeq and is a predicted model, not a curated record. The coding region runs from base 138 to 1955 and encodes 605 amino acids. NCBI's taxonomy places the organism in Eukaryota, Metazoa, Arthropoda, Insecta, Coleoptera, Tenebrionidae. Gene Ontology annotation, molecular function: protein binding; peptidyl-prolyl cis-trans isomerase activity.
CCUAUCUUGGUCUUAAGAGGUCUUACAUUAGCGGUAGCUCGUUUUUCAAAAAAUUAAAAAUCGUUUUUAACCUUUUCGUACGCAUUUAAAUAACUUCGCCGUGGAUAUUUCGCAUCGUUUCUUCAUUUAUUUCGGUUAUGUCAGACAACGAAAACUCUCAUGACUUCGUGGGGCCCUCCCCCACCGAAGCGCCGCAGCCCAGAAAGCGCCGCCGCCUAUCCCACGAAGGUCUCUAUCUCGACAAUCUCCCCUGCGCCGAGUCUUACGAGAAAAGCUACAUGCAUCGAGACGUCAUCACGCACUGCGUUGUCUCCAACACCGAUUUCAUCAUAACGGCCAGCUACGACGGCCACAUCAAAUUCUGGAAGAAAGUGGAAACCGGAAUCGAGUUCGUCAAACACUUCCGAAGCCAUUUGGGCCCCAUCACGAAAAUCGCGUGCAACGUCGAAGGAACUUUGUUCUGUUCAGCUUCUCUGGAUAAGUCGUUGAAGAUCUUCGAUGUGAUUAACUUUGACAUGAUCAAUAUGAUGAAGUUUGAAUAUGUGCCGAAUCAAGUGGAGUGGGUGCAUGGGCCUGGGGACCCGGUGCACGCUUUAGCCGUUACAGAUGCGGAUUCCCCGAAAAUAUAUAUUUAUGAUGGAAGGUCGGAUAACAAGGCUUUGAAAGUUUUAGAGAAGAUACACACGCAAGCGGUUGUUUUGAUUAAAUAUAAUCAUAAAUAUGACGUUGUGGUGUCGGUAGAUAAAGCAGGAAUUCUCGAAUAUUGGACGAGCUUAAAACAGGAUUGCAUUUUUCCAAAGAACGUCAAAUUCGAUUCAAAACUUGACACAGAUUUGUUUGAAUUUGCCAAAAACAAAACGACUCCGAUUGGGUUGGCUUUCUCGCCGGAUGGUACGCGUUUCGCCACCAUUUGCACCGACCGUAGAGUCAGGGUUUUCAAUUUUGUAACCGGAAAGUUAGUUAGGGUCCUGGAUGAGACUUUACCACGCUUCACUGAACUGCAGCAAGCGACACAACAACUUCCAAACAUGGAAUUCGGGCGAAGAAUGGCAGUGGAACGUGAUUUGGAAAAAUCAGAAGCUAUGUCCUUAGCAAACAUUGUAUUUGAUUACAGCGGCCACUUCAUAAUGUACGCUACUUUAUUGGGGAUUAAAUUGGUGAAUUUAUAUUCAAACAAGUGUGUACGAAUUAUAGGAAAAAAUGAAAAUUUAAGGCUGCUGGACAUCGCUCUGUAUCAAGGUUCAGCGAAGAAGGGCAAAGCUGCCGUCACCCUCGAAAUCGAAGCCUCCAACAACCCGACCCUCGAGGCCAUCCAGCCCGACCCCACUUUCGUGUGCACCGCCUACAAGAAGUCGCGCUUCUACCUUUUCAGCAGACGCGAACCCGACGACCUCCAAGGUGACCAAGACCGCGACGUCUUCAACGAGAAGCCGUCCAAAGAAGACACGUUCGCCGCCACCGACAACCCCGCCGUCCAGCGCCUCUACGAGAACGCGGUCAUUCACACCGUCUUCGGCGACAUCCACGUCAAGCUGUUCAUGAAGGACACGCCGAAGACGGUCGAGAAUUUCUGCGUUCACGCGAAGAACGGCUACUACAACGGUCACAUCUUCCACAGGGUUAUCAAGGGGUUCAUGGUGCAGACGGGCGACCCCACGGGAAACGGCACGGGCGGGGAGAGCAUCUGGGGCGGCGAGUUCGAGGACGAGAUCAGGCCGCAUUUGAGACACGACAGGCCAUACACUGUUAGUAUGGCGAACGCCGGCCCGAAUACCAACGGAAGUCAAUUUUUUAUUACGCUUACGCCGACGCCGUGGCUGGACAAUAAGCAUACGGUGUUCGGGAGAGUGGUGAAGGGGAUGGAGGUGGUGCAGAAUAUUAGUAACGUUAAGACCAACGCCAAGACGGAUAAACCGUACGACGACAUAAGGAUCGUUUCAAUUACUGUCAAGUAGUGGGAUGAUUUUAAGAAAAUAAAGUUUUUAAAGUACUUACCAAGAACGUGAUCACAGUUCGCAGACUUAACGAGGAAUGUACGGUUGUUUUUUUAUUUUAUCAGUCUGUGCACCUAUUUUCAACUGUGAAUCAGAACUGAUAACGAGACAUGUAUAUUACGAGUUGGAGAUAAUUAAACCUUGAACGUUUUUA